AAUAAAAUACUAGGAACAUUUGAUACGUACGCACUUUAAGCACCGAUUUACAAUCCUUCUCUGUCGGAACCAAAAGCAACCGCCAUGGGAAUCGUCGGGAAUCUCGCUCCACAGCAGCGCCAAUCUUUCGACGAUCGAGGUUUUAUUGUGAUUGAAUCAUUUGCGAGCACUGAAGAAAUUGAAGCUAUGAGGAAAAGGAUGGACGAAUUGCUUCAGGACUUUGACCCCACCACCACUGCUUCUAUUUUCUCCACCAAAAAUCAGUUGAAGUUGACCAAUGAAUACUUCUAUGAAAGUGCUGAAAAGAUCUCCUUUUUCUUUGAAGAGAAAGCAUUUGAUGAUAAGGGAAAUUUAAAGCAAUCGAAGGAGCUUUCUAUUAAUAAAGUUGGGGCAUGCGCUACAUGAGAUUGACCCAGUUUUCAAAGAAUUUCCUUGCUCUGAGAAAGUUU
This is a messenger RNA of Hibiscus syriacus, 449 nucleotides long. Its product is annotated as phytanoyl-CoA dioxygenase-like. The transcript is spliced from 5 exons. Bases 85 to 405 code for a protein of 106 amino acids. The record is from RefSeq and is a predicted model, not a curated record. Lineage: Eukaryota; Viridiplantae; Streptophyta; Magnoliopsida; Malvales; Malvaceae.